GCUGGGGCGAAACAAUGUUUGUCUGCUGAAUUGCUGCAAUGUAGCGUUAGACAAGUAAUGUUAUGUGGGUGGGCAUUUCGCCUUGUUCACCAUUUCGUGGUUUUCUUCAAAGUUUAAUGUGAAACAUAAAUUCAGUCAUAAGAUAUGUACUGUGAUAUUAACUCACGAUUGUGUUUUAUAAGGAUCUGCGACAAAUAACACGUAUCUUCAAAUAUUUGUAUCGCGAACUUUUGACCGUCAAUGGUAAUGAGUUUCCACAUUUAUGAGGUUUAUAUUCAUUUCGUUCGUCCAUAGCAUAGGCUUUAAUUUAUAGAAAUUCAAUCAUUUGUAACGAGUGGAUCCAGUUAACUAAUCAGUAGUUUUUUGUACUAAACAUGGUUAUUGCCUGUUGUAACUGUCAAAAUUUUUGUUAAUUGCAAUUUAAAAAUUUUCGAUUAUUCGUAAUUGCAAAUUAAUAUUAUUAAUUGAACAUGCAUGCAGCAGGUAUAUGUUUUGUUUGUUUGUUGAGAACUUCGUAGAUGUACACUACAGAGCUACAGUUAUUAAUUUGUUGUAGGAACACUAUGUGAUUAAAUUCAGUUGCUUAGGUCAAUUUGCCUUGCGACUGUAGGUACUAAUUUGUUAAAAAUUAUAAAUGUACUAGACUAGUAUAUAAAAUUUAUGUUCAGGCUUUCGUACGUUAUCAUACUGUAACAGGAGUUAAUAUAGCGUCUAGUGUCUAAAUCUAAUAAUCACGAUUAACUGCAGCAAUCACUCGUCCACUAAGUCCAAAAUAUACACAAAUCAUUCACCUCUUCAUACUUCAGGCUUAUGUAGUUGUAAUUUUUAGUGACGUGUAUGGGGAAAUAUAUAGUGGUAUUAGUCAAAAUGAGAAGGAAUAAUUUUUUAGGGCGCCGGUGUACACUAACCCAUGUAAAUGUAGUUUUAUUUCUUGACUUGUACAUUUGAUUUACUGUAAUGGUGUUUUUGAAAUACGAUUAUCCAUUAGUUCAAAACUCGAUCUUUUGUCAUGGGUGUUUGUAUCGUGUACUAAGUUAGGUCCCCCCCGCUCCGUCCUUUUUCAUCAGGAGAAUGUGUUCUCUGUAAACGUUUAUGUGAAAUGAGAGGAAAGGAGAGACAGAAACUGUUGCAGGUAAAAGGUUUGCUGCUUUUUAAGUGUCAGAGGGAGGGCUACUGAGCUUAAUAUCCAAAUACAGCAUCCAGCUCAUCAUCAACACUAUCAUAAUUCCACGAGAAGCUGCAUAGAGCUUGGGUGUUCACUUCUGAGCAUUGGCUUACAGCUAACAAAACUUCCCACCACAUGUGCACUGGUGGUAAUUACAGAUGGCGUUAGUAAGAAAAUGGUGGACAACUGAUUAUGCAAAAGAUGUUGUUAGCUCGCUACGUGAAAAAGAGCGUCAGAGGAUUCCAUUCAACUUUCGUUCUCCUCAGAUACAGUACAGAAGUCAUUUAGUUAAAUGGAUCUGCAACAUAGCUGAAGGAUUGAAACUUAGUAGUACAACAGUUCAUUUGGCUAUAUAUAUUCUUGACAUUUUUAUGGAUAACCAUAGUAUUGCCCUGGAAAGUCUGAACUUACUAACAUUAGUAUCUGUCUUGUUAGCAGCAAAAUUUGAGGAGCGGGAUAUAAAUGUACCAAAAGUAUCUGAUAUGAAUGCAUUGAUUGAAAGUCCAUAUCCAGUGGCUGAAUUUCUUGCAAUGGAAUUCAUGACUCUUCAGUUUCUUAAAUGGAGUCUUGUGCACCCAACAGCUGCACAUUUCGCUGAAUUUUAUGUGGUACAUAUCAUUUCACCAGCAGAUUUUAGCUCUGACCAUCAUUUUGAAACUUACAAAGAUCUGCAACAUGCUGCCCAUCAUUAUAUGAAAGAAUUUUUGGAUUAUUCUCUUCAAGAUCCAGGGUUUCAUCUUUUUAAUCCAUCUCUUGUUGCUGGGUCAUGCAUUGCUCUAGCACGAAUAAGACUUCGUCUCUCUGAGAAGUGGACACCUGGACUUCUAGAAGUAACGCAGUAUCGCCUCAGUGAUCUGAAACCGUGUAUGGAACUUAUAAUGCGUGUAUACCACUUGAAUCAACCUACCAACAAGGCAGCUGAAGAAAGGAAGAGGAAAUUUACUGAAUCACCAGACCAUGGUUAUGGCACCUGUACUAGUGUAACCAGCAGUCCAGAAACGUCUGGCAGAUCAUGAGAAAGUGAUAUUUAGAACUUUCUCAAGUUCCCAUGAAUACAUGUGCUUUCAAUGUCUAUUGUUUCUGUUAGAUGAAUGAUGUACAAAAGAAUUGCAACCAUUAAGCAAAAAAAUCCUGAUUUAAUUAACUUGAAGAGCUUUGAGAAAUUAUAAGUCUUAUUGAUUUCAUCUUGUUUUAACCAGUCUGGUUAAGAAUAGAGUCAUUAAAUUUUUGUUGUUGUUGUUGUUGUUGUAGUUGUUGUGUGUUUCCUCAGUGAAGCAAUGUAAAUGUCUACUGCAGCAGUGCUGCAUUUUCAGUAUUAGAAGUAAAAAGUAAUUGAGGUAAAUGAAGUGUGUUAGAAGAGCAUGCCUGUUACACGUUGGGCUUCUAUAAUAGCAGUGUGAACAUGCAACACACAUUUUUUUCAUAAUUUAUUUGAUGUGAGAGGUGUAAUGCCUUUGAUCUCUGGUAUUAUAAAUUCUAAGGAGACACAGUGUUACUGUUGAUGUCGGAGAGUACUUUUUUUUAUUGUGUUGACAAUAUUUUCAAUACUGGGCAUUUCUUAGUAUAUGAAUUACUCAAAGAAUUAAUGUUCUUUUCCACUGUACCUGCAAUUUCAUGUACUUGUGUAUGUUAAAAUUUAUGUAAACUUCUGCAAGAGACUGGUAUUUCGAAAUUCACAGUCUUUCUUCCCACCAACAAGAAUUGUUUGUGCCAGUAACUUAUUUUUCUCCUCCUCCUCCUGUCUGUUCCUUCUGUGAAGGACUGAUUUUCUAUUAGAUUAAUAACUGUCUGAUCUCAUGGACAUUAAAUUCUCAUUUACAUUCAGUUCUUGAUUCUAAAUCAAGAGAUGAUUGUUUAUGUCCAUUGUACUCAUAUAUAAACAAUUUUUUAUUUUUAGGAUUGAAAAUACAAACAGUCCCUUUGGGUUGUUCCAAAUGCUCAGUUACUAUUUUUUUAAAUAUUUGAAGUAGCCAUUUAAAAAAUAAGUUAUGUGUUUCUGCCUUACAUGGUUGUGUGUUAUUACUGUGAUAUUUUUAUGCUGUGAUGUGACAUUUCAUUUUUUCUAUGUACGGUGUUCUUACAAAUCAGUGCUGUAGUUGGAUGAGCUUGUGUGCCAAGUUUGUGCAUAACACAUUUCACAUUAUGUCUGAUAUUAGGUGUAUGUUUGGGUAAAGAUUAGUCUAUUUACAAAUGUUUUGAUUGCAUCAACUGCUAGGCAAUACUCAGCUGUUAAGGAUACCUUGUUGAUGCUUUCUUUCACCUUCCCAGUUUCUACUGUUGAAAUUUGUCAGAUAUGGCAUUGUUACAUGACAUAUAUUUUAAGAUUGAAUACUAUGAUUUCUUCCCCCACAUUCCUAUGGAAUAUCCAGUACAACCUAAGACUGGCAAUUUACCUAAGACUGUCAAGUUAUUUGGAGUAUAGCUUUAAGAUAGAUAAAUAAUUUUGAAGACUGAGAUUUACUUUAAUGUAAUUAUUGAUCAUAUGAUAGUUUCCACUUGCAAUUUU
This is a messenger RNA of Schistocerca gregaria, 3671 nucleotides long. It is a transcript of the gene CycJ, whose product is annotated as cyclin-J. NCBI's taxonomy places the organism in Eukaryota, Metazoa, Arthropoda, Insecta, Orthoptera, Acrididae. Gene Ontology annotation, cellular component: nucleus; cytoplasm; cyclin-dependent protein kinase holoenzyme complex. Gene Ontology annotation, molecular function: cyclin-dependent protein serine/threonine kinase regulator activity. The record is from RefSeq and is a predicted model, not a curated record. Bases 1324 to 2181 code for a protein of 285 amino acids. The transcript is spliced from 6 exons. Gene Ontology annotation, biological process: mitotic cell cycle phase transition; regulation of cyclin-dependent protein serine/threonine kinase activity.